GAGAGCUGCUUCGUUCUCUCUUCCUUUUUGAAAUAGGACAUUAUCUAAAGGCAAUGCAUUCAUUUUUGUCUUCUUCUACUCCACAUAUAACUCAUUGAUUUGCCUGUUUGCAAAGAUGGAGGGCUUUGCUGAUCUCCUUACAGAUGCAUUUUCAGAGACAUCAAUUCCCGAUGGAGAUUUGGACUUUGAGAAUUUAAAUUUGGAUGAAAAGUGUGAUGAAGACGAAAACUUAACAACAGAGACAGACGGGGCUCUGCUCCAGGAAGCAGCUGAGGAAACUGCAGUUUUGUUUGGCAAGGAAGCUGAAGAUGAAGUCUGUGAAGAUGAUAGAAGCGAUGAGGAGGACUUUGCAGGGGUCAGAGCACCAGAGGAGGAUUACACAAGCUCAGAUGGAGAUUCUGAACAGGAGGAUUCUGUCUCUGGAGAAGAUGAAGAUAAUGAAGAAGAGGAGGAGGAGGGACGGGCAGAGGAACCGGGGGAUUUGUUGAUGUCUGUUCGCUGCGACGAUGAGCUCCACGAUGAUGAUAAAGAGGACAGGAUCUUUGCUGAGGGACAACCUCUGGCCCCAGAGGCUGCUGAAAAUCCUCAAGUUAGAAACGAGGAGCAAGGUGAGGCUGAGAGCGAUGAGGAGGAGGAGGAGGAAGAAGAGGAAGAGGAGGAAGAGGAGGCCUAUUUUGGGAGAAUCCCUGAAGAUGGCGGUGAGAUGACGAUAAAAGGUGUUGGAGCUGAAGAGGACGAGCAAGAAAAGGUAGAAGAGAAGCAAGAAGAUUCAUCUGAUCCUGAGUGGGAGGGCAUGAAAAUCGAACAGGAAGAAAACACUCAGGAGGUCGAAAGUCCGUACGGGGAUGAGCCUGCGAAGGCCGGCUCAGCGUUUCCGUCCAUAUCUCUGCAAAAUCUGCAGGAUCUCAUCGCUGAAGUUGACAGCAAGGAAUGUGUGGAGAAAAUGAAGGAUUUCUCAGGGGAGGAGCACCAGGAGGCAGGUGAGAGCUUUGCAGAUUAUCCCUCGGACUUUUCUUCUUGUGAAUACGCAGAAGAUGGAGGAAAAAGUCAGGAGAGCAAGAAAAAUGCCUCAGUUUGUGCGUCUGAAUGCGAUUCAGAUGCACGACAGAAGGACUCGGGUCUGGAAAGAGAUGUGGCAGAUUUAACAUGUGAUGAGGAUGCCGAUAGGAAGGAAGACGAGGAUCUGUACAGCAGAGAUUUAGAGAUGGAGACUGAUCGGUUGAUGAGUCUGAAUGGACAGGAAACUGAGCGUUUUUUGGGCAACGAUGAUGGAGAUGAUGCAGGUGAGAGCGACUCCUACAGCUCCAGCGAAGAUGAGUUCCAACCGAGGAGGAACAACGAAGAACCUUUAGACAACAUGUGCCUUCAAGAUCCUGAAAACAACAACCCUGAUGUCGGCAGCAGCACCGAAGACCAUCAGAACACCAGAGCAGAGCCGGCAGAUUACCUCAGCUGGGAGUUUGACGUGUUAAAAACUGACAACCUUCUGUCUGAGUACCUGUUUGAAGACCCAGAGAAGGCGGGAACACCUUACGAAGACGCAAAUCGGCAUCCGGAAGAAGACGACAACUGUUACUCUGUGGUACAAAGAGAGGACAGCAUGACCACGAGCUCCUCCUACCAGGGUUCCCUCGAUGACGACUUCUUCUUCAACUCCGGACUCGAGGCCUCGGGCGUCACCGAGGUGGGAGCGCUGGGAGAAGACGAGUACGAAGAGGACAGGAACUGGGAACAAGAGCAGGAGAGGAUCAAGGCUUUCUACAAGUUUUACGAUGACAGCGACGAGGAGAACGGAAAAGAAGGGAGGCAGAUAAAAGUUCAGUUUUGCACGGAUCCAUUAUCUCGAGUUAUUCGCUAUGAAACUGACAGCAGUGAAAGAGAUUCACUCAGCAGCUCUUCUGACCGGGAGGAAAACCCGAGCUCUACAGAAACAUCUGACGAACCGAAGGAACCUGAAGAGGUCCAGCAAAUGAAACCUGCCUGUGAUCCUCCAAACAUGCAGCAAGCAGAGACCAAACCAGGCGUCAGCACCACACAAACCUGCACAGGAAAACACAAACGCCUCGACCUGCUGAAGCUGAUGCUGAAGAUGGGUCUGGUGACGGCGACGGGGCUCCUCAUGUUCUGGUUGACCACAGACCAAGCCGACUGGAUCAGAGAGAUCUUCUUCGUCUAGUUCUCAUACUCAUAUUUUUCAUUUUUCAGCUGUUAAAACUUGUUUAUAAGCUUACACAUGAUUGAUUUGUAAAGAAGUAAAGCUCCAGACAUUUAAACUUCUGCAGGACUCAAACAUGUAUUGUUACUUUUAAUAUGCAACUGUGUGUUUAAUAAAGAUCUCUUUUUUUAAAAGUGA
Acanthochromis polyacanthus (spiny chromis) is the source of this 2353-nucleotide messenger RNA. Its product is annotated as protein starmaker. Bases 116 to 2176 code for a protein of 686 amino acids. The record is from RefSeq and is a predicted model, not a curated record. The transcript is spliced from 6 exons. Lineage: Eukaryota; Metazoa; Chordata; Actinopteri; Pomacentridae.